Molecule: messenger RNA, 1992 nt
Organism: Symbiodinium natans
Lineage: Eukaryota; Dinophyceae; Suessiales; Symbiodiniaceae
Source: the annotation of a GenBank genome assembly
AUGCCAGCCAUGGACUUCCGAUGCUUGCGAUGCCUGUGCCUGGCAAUGUGUGUGGCAGACGGCUUGGCUCCACCAAGGUGGCAGCGCCUUGCAACCGGCGCGAUUCAGCCGAGUGGCUGGCUGAAGACGCAGAUGCAACUUCAGGCUGCGGCCCUGACUUCACACCUGCCACUCUUCUGGGACAACGUCCAGAAUACUUCUUGGCUCGGUGGCAACGCUGACAACGUCGGGGGAAUCCAUGAGAGCACGCCGUACUGGCUGAAUGGCGCGGUGCCACUAGCAGUGCAGCUGCAAGACGAGGCCUUAUUGCGGACUGUGGAGAAGUACAUGGACGGUAUUCUCGACAGGCAGACCCAGGAAGGCUGGCUCGGGCCGGACACAGACCGCUCGGACUUCUGGUCGCGAUACCCCUUUCUCAUGGCCAUGGUCCAGCACCACGAGGCGCUGCGACCUGGUGCGAGGCGCAAGCGCAUUGAAGAGGCCGCUCUGCGGUUCUUCGCCGCCGUGCGCCAGCGGCUUCAAGGUGGCGUGCCUCUGACUUCAUGGUCUUCCUUUCGGGCACAUGACUUGAUCUGGACGAUCCAUUAUUUCCUCGACGCACUGCAGGGGUCUGCUGCAUCCACGACCCUUCAAGACCUUGCUGCUCUCGCUGAGCACCUGCACAGCCACGGCUUCGACUGGAAUGGCUUAUGGUUCAACUCCAGCAACUUCGCCAAGGAGGCGGUGAUCAAGACCUCCAUGGAAACCCACGGGGUCAACAAUGCUCAGGCAGUGAAGCAUGGCAUCGUCUGGGCACGGCAAUCUGGCAACGCGACAGAAGGCUGGGCGGAAACCUGGCUGGCCUGGGAGCAGUUGCAACGCUACCACGGGCAGCCACAUGGAGCUUUCGGGGCAGAUGAGCAUCUUGCAGGCCGUACGCCAUCACGUGGAACGGAGCUUUGCGUGGUGGUCGAGUCCAUGUGGUCACUGGCGCUGGCCUCCCAGUUGGCCCCCGGGGAUGAGGAGGCCGUGCUAGCCUUGGAUGCCCUGGAGUCUCUGGCCUUCAACGCUCUGCCGGGCAGCUUGAGUGAGGACCUUUGGUCCCAUCCGUAUCUUCAGUUUGCGAACUCCUACCAGGCAGUCUCGAAUGAGCCGGACCAUGUCUGGGCGAAUGACGGUCCGCAGGCCGCCAUGUAUGGCCUGGCACCGAACUACGAGUGCUGUACCGCCAACUUCCACCAGGGCUACCCAAAGUUUGCAGGAAGCCUCUUCUUCGAGGAUGGAAAGCAGCAGGAGCUGGUCUCUGCGCUUUGGGCUCCGAGCGUGGUGAAUGCCACAGUGGGUCUUGCUCACGUCGAGCUUCGGACAUCAUAUCCUUUCAACACGUCCGUGGAGUACUGGAUUCAGAAUGAGAAGCCGUUUACUCUAAAGAUUCGCCUGCCGAAGUUCUUGCGCACCGUGACUCCAGCGCCCGUAACUGUCUUGCUGGAUGGGCACAGUGUCAAAGCAGAGGCCGUCUCCGGCUUCCUUCGCCUCCCAAUUCCAGUCGCAGCGCGGCGGCUGGCGGUGAAGAUCAGUUUUGCGAUGGCGCCAUCCGUCAACGGAUAUCCUGAUCAAGGCGUCUCAGUCUACUUUGGCCCACUCCUCCUCGCCCUGGAUCUCAGGGAGCAGCGGCAACUAGUCCAGAGGUAUGCUUUCAAUGCCGCUGAUUGGAACACAACAGCGACUCUGCCCUGGCGCCUGGCCAUGCCGCCGUCCCCCCACUUGGGCACACCGAGGUUCGUCGCGCCUGGGCCCAGGCCCAUGGCUUCCAACAACUGCCCCGUGACUUUGGAGGCCACCCUUCUCGCAGUUCCGUCCAGCGCUUGGCCAGUUCGACACGGUGCCCCUGGUCCCGUCAAUGGCACCUGCCGUGGUGGUGAACAGGUUCAGCGCACCUUUAUCCCCUAUGCCUGUACAUCCAUCCGUGUAUCAGCCCUCCCACUGGCUGGCGGGGAGCCUGUGCUUGUGUGA